Molecule: messenger RNA, 570 nt
Organism: Fonsecaea erecta
Lineage: Eukaryota; Fungi; Ascomycota; Eurotiomycetes; Chaetothyriales; Herpotrichiellaceae
Exons: 1
Coding region: 1-570 (189 amino acids)
Source: RefSeq, a predicted model, not a curated record
AUGUCGUCCACUCCUCGUGGGGGCAAAUCCUCAUCAACGAAUGCCCUCAAACGCCUCACUCACGAACUUCAAGACCUCCAGUCGUCCCCCAACGAAGCAGUCCUUCACCUCGGCCCGGUCAACGAGGAAGACCUGUUCCAAUGGGAAGCUGUCCUCAAGGGUCCUCGAGACCCCGCCUCUCCAUAUCACGGUGGCUUAUGGCUUCUUUCCAUCACCGUGCCGCCUACCUACCCAUUCGCCCCUCCCAAGGUCCAGUUCGUCACACCCAUAUGCCAUCCGAACGUGCAUUUCUCCACGGGCGAGAUCUGCCUGACACUGUUGAGUGGGGAGCACUGGGCACCGUCGUACACGUUGAGCACAACCAUGGGCGCGAUUCAACAGCUGCUCAUUUCUCCGGGAUUGGACAGCCCCCUGAACGUGGAUAUCGCGAAUCUGUACAGAGAAAAUGACUCAAUUGGCGCAGAGAGCCUGGUAAGGUUCUGGACAGGCGCGAAGAGGUGGGCUGGCGAGGGCAAAGGCGGGUGGCUGAGUGAGAGGAGGAAAGGAACGGGAGGGAAGUUGGGAGAGUGA